This is a messenger RNA of Cannabis sativa, 2918 nucleotides long. RefSeq lists its product as uncharacterized. The record is from RefSeq and is a predicted model, not a curated record. The transcript has a single exon. The coding region runs from base 423 to 2669 and encodes 748 amino acids. NCBI's taxonomy places the organism in Eukaryota, Viridiplantae, Streptophyta, Magnoliopsida, Rosales, Cannabaceae.
ACGACAGCUGUUUUCAAUACGACGAUAUUUAAAGACGGUGACAAAUGUGUACAUUAAACGAUGACUUUGUUUACAAACGACGAUCUUCAAAGACGGUUACAAAUAUCUACGUAUGAUGAUGACCGUCCGUUGUAAACAGAUAAUGGUUCUAUGACUGACACGUAUACUAAUCGCAGAUUUUCGGGCUCAAGAAAAACAAAGUUUCAAAUUUCCCGAAAAAUGACUAAUGAACCUAAAUACAAGUCUGACUGGGCCCCAAAAUUUGAAUCCUAAAAAAGGAGGCCCAUCCCCCCAAAACUAAUUUUGCUCUCUCAAGUCCCUAUCCUCAUCAUCAUCAAGAUUUUUCCAAAACCCUAACCCUCAUCGAAUCCCCACAUUCACUGAGCACCACAAGCUUUAAAAAAAAAUACAAAAACAAGAAAAUGGCCAAAAAGAAAGCAAGCCAGCAACCCAAAGUCCCAAGGCAAGAAGCCCUUGUACAGUCAGACCACAGAGCAGAGCAAAUGAGUGACGCCACACCUAUCCCCCCCAUGGCCGCCGUCGAUGACUUUCCAGACAAGCUCCAGAGCUUGAAGUCCCUCAACUCAAGACUUCUCAAGGAGACCUUUGAGCGGAGGCAACAGAUGGAGUCGCUGGUCCAAGAUAAAGAGGCUCUCGAGUCUGAGCUGGCUCGGUCUGGUCAGGAAAAGAAUGCAUUGGAGUCUGAGCUGACUCGAGUCAGCGAGGAGAGUCUUGGUUUGGAGUUGGAGAAGGGUGUGUUUCGUGCUUUCUUGAACGCUCAGGUGGCCCAAAUGGGGAUUGUGUUUGAUGGGUUGGUGAGAGAGAAGAUAGUUGAGGUUGAUAGGGUUAAGAGUGAGAACGAGGUUGAGAUAAGGUCACUGAAGAGUGAAGUGAACAAGCUUGUGGAUAGUCUUCAAAGUGAGAGAAGUGAGGUGAAGAGGGUUUGCCUAGAGAGGGAUGAUCUGAGAAAGGAUUUUGAUGUUCUGGUUCAGGAAGCGACUCUGUUAAAGAAGAAAGUGGUGGAUACGGAGAUGAGAGAGAGAUUGAUGAAGGAGGAAGUUGAGAAGCUGAAAAUACAAUGUGAAGGGCUAAUGGAGGGAAGGGUUGAGAGGGAAGCUGCACUUGAGGUGCUGAAGAAGGAGAAAGAUUUGGCUGAGAGGAAACUAGGGGUGUCACAGAAGUUAAUUGUGGAAUUCAGGAGCGUGAAUGAGCGGAUUUUGAGUGAGAAGAACGACAUUGAGAGGGAGAAAAAUGGAUUAGAAAGACAAAUUGGUGAGUUAGAGAAGGAAGUGGAACAAAGAAAUGAUACUGUAUCGAAUUUGAAAAGAGAGGUUGCGGCAAUGGAAGCCAGUAUUUUGGAGUCGGAGAGGUUCAAUAGGGAGAGCGUGAAUGGUAUGGAGGCGGAGAUUAAAUCAUUGAAGGAAGAGACGAAGGUGAAGGAACAAGAUAUAAAGAAGUUGCAGUCACAGUUGUAUGAAGUAGAGUUGACUCUAAAGAUGGCCACAAUUGAAGUGGAUGAUAAGCAACGAAUGAUUGAAGAACUGACUGAAAAGAAAACCCAGAUUGAGGAUGCGUUUCGCAAUCAAGAGGAUGAAAUUGUUAAGCUGAAUAAGGAAGUGGGUGAACUAAGGGAUGCUCUAUUUUCACUUCGAACUUCUUACAGUAAUCAAGAGGAAGAGAAUAACCAACUGCUUUCUGAAUUAAGUAACAGCAAGGAUGCUAUUGGCCAUGUGGAGAUGGAGCUCAAGUCAUUGAAGGAGGAGAAGGAAUCAAAUAUAAGGAAGUUACAGUCGCAAUUGCAUGAGGCAGAGGUGGCUUUGAAUAUGACCACAAUGGAAGUGAAGGAUAAGCAACGAAACAUUGAUGAACUAGCUGAACAGAAAUACCAGAUUGAGGAGGAGUUUGCUAAUCAAGGGAAUGAAAUUGUUAAGCUGCAUAAAGAAAUGGGUGAACUUAAAGAUGCUCUACUUGAACUUCGAACUUCAUGCAGGGAUCGUGAAGAAAGGAACAAACAACUGCUUUCUGAAGUAAGUAAUAACAAAGAUGCUCUUCACCACCUCACCCUUCAGAAGAAUGAGGCUCAAAACGCUUUUGAUGGUGCAAAGAAGAUUGUUGAAAACUUGAAGUUGGUCAUUUCAGAAAGGGAGAAGAGGAUUGAAGAAGUCACUAAAGAAUCCCAGGCUCUGAGUGAUGAGCAUGAAAAGCUACUGAAGAAAACUAAAGAAACAGAGAAACAAUUGGGAUCGUUGGUAAAGGAAAGAGAUGCAGCACAGAAUAGCCUUCUUGAGGUGCAGACCAAAAUGGAGGAAUGGAAAGCUAAAGUAGAAUUUGCUGGCAUCAACUCCGAAAGGGCACUGACCUUGUUGAAGAAAACUGCAGCCAUGGUUUCGGUUACUCAAUCCGAAGAGGGCAGUAAAGAUGGUAAGAAAGAUGUGGUCAUCCGGCAGAGGAAGCUCGAAGGAGAAGCUCAACCGUAUGUUACAGAGUUGGAAGCCAUCCAAAAUGCUUUCAGGAACAAGGAGAAGAUGGUAGAAGAUAUGAAGCAACAGGUGGAGCAUCUGAAGCGCUCAACUGCAGAGGCGCGUAAGCAGAAAAGCAUUUGGACUUUGAUCACUUCAGCAACUAUUUUUGCUGCAGCUUCUUUUGCAUACGCUGCCAAAGGGCGCUGAGUAACUCUUUUGAUUCCCUUAAUCAAGUUUUGUUACUACAAUAUGACAUUAGUUGCUUUUGGUAGAAUUACUAGGAACAAUCUAAUCAAGAUCUGCUUGAUGUCAUGGCAUAAUGCUAUGCUAUUUCUCCUUUCAGAAUUUCCUAUUUUGACAAUAAUGUUUCUUUACCGGAUUAUGAUCCCUAUUAGCUGCUACCUCUUGGCUUCUUUGUUACUUUUUACAAGUAUGAAUAUAAGUUUUUUGAACUUC